This is a messenger RNA of Diabrotica virgifera virgifera (western corn rootworm), 2286 nucleotides long. RefSeq lists its product as uncharacterized. Bases 1 to 2286 code for a protein of 761 amino acids. The transcript is spliced from 4 exons. NCBI's taxonomy places the organism in Eukaryota, Metazoa, Arthropoda, Insecta, Coleoptera, Chrysomelidae. The record is from RefSeq and is a predicted model, not a curated record.
AUGUACUCCCAGCAAGGAAGUAGAGGUAGUAAAUUACUGGCAUUGGCUGCUGGAGCCAUUAAAAUGGGGCAAGCUAUGGGACAAAAAAUUGGUUCAAAUGACCUAAAAUCUAGCACCACAGUGCUAGAAUACAUAGUGCCAGAAGAACAUGAAAAUUUUGCAAACGAAAUAAAAUCCAGCACUAUAGUACCACAAUGUAACCAAGUAGACAUCGAACAAAAAAACUCAACAACAGAAAUAAAAUUGGGAAACAUAGUACCAGAAGAACAAGAAAAUUAUUCAAAAGAAAUAGAACCGAGCAACCCAGUACCUGAAUGUCAUGAAAUACACAUCGAACAAACUGCAGAGGUAGAAUUAGUAGCCACAGUACCAGAAGAUCAAGCUACGCAUUCUAGAUGGGAAUAUGAAAAUGUGGAUGAUUCAGACUUGGAUCCAGAUUUUCGUAUGCCACAUUCUGGUUCUGACGUAUCAAGUGCAUCGCCAACAACAUCGCAAGAGGAAGAAACAGAGAUAGAUAAUACUCAAGUAGAUGACAGGAGAAAAUGUAAAAAAAGAAAAGCAAAUCCGGUUGAAUGGAAAAAAUCGAAAUCAAAAUUGCUACGAAAUGCUGGAAAAUCAUAUGAAUCAUCAUCAUUCCGUAAAACAAAGUUUCCUGCAAAAAAUUUACGGCCAGCCUGUAGAGAACAAUGCAAACUACAAUGCUCAAACAAAAUAGACGAACCUAAAAGGCUAGAAAUAUUUAACAAAUACUGGUCACUUGGAAAUCUGCAAUCUCAGCGAGAAUUUAUCUCUAGAAGUAUAACUCCUAUUAAACCUCAAUAUCAGUAUAGGAAAGAAGGAAGCAGACGCCAGUGCAACCAUGCGUUUCAUUUCUUGAUUAGCAACGUUAAGGUACGUGUCUGCAAAUUAUUUUUCAAGGCCACAUUGGACAUAUCUGAUCGACCUAUUAGAACUGUGAUAGCUAAAUUAAACGAAGGAUUUCUUCAAGAAGAUCUUAGGGGAAAGCACGGACACCACCCUCAAGUUGAUUCCGCAAUAAAAGAUGGUGUUAUUGAUCAUAUUAAUAGUAUACCAAGAACCGAAAGCCAUUACCUCCGUGCACAAAGUACCCGAGAAUAUAUAGAAGGUGGGAAAAGUCUGGCUGACUUACACCGCGACUAUAAAAAUGAAUGUAUUCAAAAAAACGUUCCUUAUGCAAAUAUCACAAUGUAUUCACGAAUUUUCAACAACAACUUUAAUAUAUCAUUUUUCACCCCGAAAAAAGAUAUGUGUGAUCUUUGCAACUCUUACAACAAUGCCACAGAAGACGAAAAAGUGGUAUUAAAUCAGAAAUAUGAUACACAUUUAAGGGAAAAAGUUCUAUCCAGGGAAGAGAAAGAGGAAGAUAAAAAAAGAGCAGUACUAAGCGAAGGAAACAUUAUAGUUGCUACCUACGACCUUCAAGCAGUUCUGCCUGCACCAAGAGGGAAUUCAUCAACAUUUUAUUAUAAAAGCCAAAUUAAUAGCUACAAUUUAACUGUCACUGAACUACAGUCAGAUAAUGUACAGUGUUUUUUUUGGCAUGAAGGUGAAGGUGCUCGAGGAGCAAUAGAGAUAGGUUCUUGCAUUCUGAAAUACCUAGAAGAAAAAGCCAACGCCACCAACAACAAUAAUCUUGAAAUCAUACUUUAUUCAGACAAUUGCUGUGGUCAGCAAAAGAACAAGUUUAUAAUGGGAAUGUACCUAUACGCUGUACAAAAAUAUAAUAUUAAAUCUAUUACACAUAAACUUCUAAUUGCAGGUCACACGCAAAAUGAAGGAGAUAAUGUUCAUUCUGUCAUAGAAAAGCAGAUUAAGCGAGCACUUAAAUCAGGUCCCAUCUAUAUUCCCACUGAUUACGUCAGAUUAAUUCAGUCUGCAAGAAAAAAGGGAAAUCCGUAUAAAGUAACAGAAUUAGGUUACCAGGACUUUAUGGAUUUGAAGACACUGUCUCAGCAAAGAGGUUCAAACUAUAAUAAAUUAUCGGACAAUGAACUGAUCCGAACAAGUGACAUAAUAAUACUUAAAGUGCAGAAGAAUAACCCAGGCAUUAUUUUUGUAAAAACUACAUACGAGCAAAAAGAAUUUGCGCAGAUCAACGUCAAUCAUAACAGAAGAAGCAUGCAGAUCUCUACAUCGGAGUGCGUUGCAGCGUAUAAGAAAAAAAUGCAAAUUUCUGCUCUAAAGAAAGCUCAUAUUGAAUCACUUAUCUCAGCGAAAAGCAUUCCUACAUUGUAUAAGCCCAUCUAUGAAUCUAUGUUUUCUUAA